Molecule: messenger RNA, 629 nt
Organism: Scomber scombrus (Atlantic mackerel)
Lineage: Eukaryota; Metazoa; Chordata; Actinopteri; Scombriformes; Scombridae
Gene: tprkb
Product: Tp53rk binding protein
Exons: 4
Coding region: 85-612 (175 amino acids)
Biological process (GO): telomere maintenance via recombination; tRNA threonylcarbamoyladenosine modification
Cellular component (GO): EKC/KEOPS complex; nucleus; cytosol
Source: RefSeq, a predicted model, not a curated record
CCUCGUGUACAGACGUUCAUGUGAAGCGUGGUGACACUGAAUGUAUCUUAUAGUUGAGUCGUAUUUUGUUAAAUAUUCAUCAACAUGCAGUUAACACAUGUGCUAGAGCUUUAUCCUGACCACAGCGUGACUCAAAUGCUUUUCAAAGAGGUGAAAAAUGCCGCCGAGUUGAGACAAAAAGCCGUGGAGGGUAAAAUAUAUGCUGCCUUAAUCAACCCGACUAUGCUGGUGAAUCCUUUGCAAGUGCUGGUAGCUGCCAAUAAAGCUGUUCACUUACAGAAAAUUGGGAAAAUGAAGACAAGAAGUCUAUACUCGGAAAUAAUCUUCAACCUGUCACCUACUAAUAAUAUCUCAGAGGCCUUCAAAAGGUUUGGGAUCUCAGACGGGGAUGACUCUGUCAUGGUGGUUCUGGUUCACAACAAACAGGAGUCAAAGCUUCUAUCAGACAUCACAGCCCUGGUGGACGGACGGCAGGUUCAAGUGGAAGAUGUUUCCUCGCUGUCGGACCCCGCAAAGAUCAAAAAGCUUUACAAAGUCACUCCUCAGGAAGAGAAGAGUAGCACUCUGCUGGAUGCAGUUGUAUGCAGAAUGGCCACCAAGGAUGUCAUGUAGCUACAAGAGAAAAUAAG